Messenger RNA from Cannabis sativa, 1088 nucleotides. RefSeq lists its product as uncharacterized. The record is from RefSeq and is a predicted model, not a curated record. NCBI's taxonomy places the organism in Eukaryota, Viridiplantae, Streptophyta, Magnoliopsida, Rosales, Cannabaceae. Bases 108 to 908 code for a protein of 266 amino acids. The transcript has a single exon.
AUAUAGUUUAAUAUAUGCUCAACAAACAAGUUAAACAACCCUUCAAAGCUCUCUUGAAACUCUUUUCUAUUUCAUACCCUUUUUUCUUCACUUAAGAGCCAAAAAAAAUGGAGAGAAUUAGUACUAAUAUUAUUAAUAAGGGCCAAAAUAAGAUGCAUAGCUUGGCAAAGUUAAGAGAUGUUCAAUCUCUAAUAAAGAUGGUUAAUAUUAUCUCACUCUCUUUACUCUUCUCUUUUUUCUUUUCUAAAUCAUCUUUCUUCUCUUUUCUUCACUCUCUCAAUUUCUACCUUUCAACAUUUCCUUACCAACUUUUCACUCAUACCAUUGAUAAAAAUUGCAUCUUUCUACUAUGCAAUGGACUCUUGGUUUUUCUUGCCAAAUAUUCUGGCUUGAUCAAAACUUUGUCUUUGUCUAAUAACAAUACUCCUCAAGAUCAUGAUGGUCAUGAUCAAUCUUGUUAUUAUUCCAAGAAUAAUCAUAAUGUUUAUUCUCAUCAUCAUGAUGAUCAAUCUCAUUUGAUGUCAUCAUCAUCAUCAUCACCAACAAAAGAAGUACUUGUGGUUUUGGAGACUAUUAAGGAUGAUCAUCAUGAUCAUGAAGAUGAGAAUGUUGUCAUCAAAGAAGAGGUGAAAACUAUCUUGGAAGAUCAUAAGAAUGAAGAACAAGAAAGCGAAUUCCCCGUUUCGAAUAAUCAAAAAGAAGAAGAAGAAGAAGAAACUUCACUAGUACAAGUUCAAGAAAAAGAAGAAGAAUUUAGUUGGUCAGAAGAUGAAGAUGAUGAAGAAGAAGAAGAAUUGGGAAAUGGAAAGCUUAGCACAGAAGAACUAAACAAGAAGUUUGAUGAGUUUAUUAGAAGAAUGAAAGAAGAGUUAAGAAUUGAAGCACAACAACACUUGAUUAUGGUUUAAGUUUUUAUAUAUAUAAAUAUGUAAAAGUAGUGUAGUAAUUAAGAGUAGAUAUAUAAUCAAGUAGUCUUUUCUCUCAUAGUGUUCAUAUUUAUUAUUAUGUCUUUGUUAUGAGCUCUAGGAAUUUUCUACUUCUAGCCUUGUAAUUUUGAUGAGUAAAUUAUAAAGUUGUGUAAUUAAUGU